AUGCAGCGGGGCCCGGCGGCUCAACACCAGCGAUCGCCGUUCGCCAUCCAGGAACUGUUGGGAUUGAGCGAUGCCGGACUGCCCGCUUCUUCUUCCUCGACUCAGCACGGCAACAGCCAGUCCUCGGUUACGACGGGAUUGCACCCGUCCUCGGUGCUGGGACACCACUCGCUCGUGCCGCAGGCCAUCCACCCGCCUCCACCGCACUGUGGCUUCCCCGGUGACAGGGCCGGUGUGUACCUCGGACACGCUUUCGUGCCGUGCGCGCCCUUUCUGCAUGGCUUCGACGGGUCGGCCCACGGCGUGCCACCGGACAUCGCCGGCUACCCAGGGGCAACAGCCACUGAUCUCUGCGACGAGGGAUCCGCUCUUGCCAGGAAGAAGAAGAAGAAGCGUAGGCACCGGACCAUCUUCACGAGCUUCCAGCUGGAGGAGCUGGAGAAGGCGUUCAAGGAGGCCCACUACCCGGACGUGUACGCGCGAGAGAUGCUGUCGCUCAAGACGGAUCUGCCAGAGGACCGCAUACAGGUGUGGUUCCAGAACCGGCGUGCCAAGUGGCGCAAAACGGAGAAGUGCUGGGGCAAGUCGACCAUCAUGGCCGAGUACGGGCUGUACGGCGCCAUGGUGCGCCACUCGCUGCCUCUGCCGGAGUCUAUCCUGCGAAGCGCCAAGGAGAGCGGCGACGACGUCUCCUCGUGCGCGCCCUGGCUGCUCGGCAUGCACCGCAAGUCUCUCGAAGCGGCCGAGAAGCUCAAGGGACAGGAUUGUGGCGGCAGCGACAGCACGGCGCCAUCCUCACCUCCUCCGCCGGCGUCGACCAAGGCGCUGACCGGAAGGCCCGACACGGCCAGUCCACAGGCGUCCACUCCGCCGUCGUCGGCGCCUUCCUCCCCUCCUCCUCCGCCGACCUCCGCUGCUGCCGUUUUGGCGACGUCGACAAGACCCAGUCCUCCUCCGGCGUCCGCUCUCUCGCCGGCAGGCACAGCGACCGCGUCCGGCGGUGCCGUGAGCCAGGACCUGCGGACGCACAGCAUCGCGGCGCUGCGACUGCGGGCGCGCGAGCACAGCGCCCGACUGCAGCACUCCAUCGACGCCCUGUUCGCGUGA
Rhipicephalus microplus (southern cattle tick) is the source of this 1107-nucleotide messenger RNA. RefSeq lists its product as uncharacterized. The record is from RefSeq and is a predicted model, not a curated record. Gene Ontology annotation, molecular function: sequence-specific double-stranded DNA binding; DNA-binding transcription factor activity, RNA polymerase II-specific. Gene Ontology annotation, biological process: regulation of transcription by RNA polymerase II. Gene Ontology annotation, cellular component: nucleus. Lineage: Eukaryota; Metazoa; Arthropoda; Arachnida; Ixodida; Ixodidae.